Molecule: messenger RNA, 216 nt
Organism: Ilex paraguariensis (yerba mate)
Lineage: Eukaryota; Viridiplantae; Streptophyta; Magnoliopsida; Aquifoliales; Aquifoliaceae
Source: the annotation of a GenBank genome assembly
GUUUUUUCAAGGACUGGGAGCGUCCAAAAAUUAGCUCCAAACUCCUGGUAUAGGCUCGCUCAAAACAUCAACAGGGCUCCGCUCCGGCUCUCGGCUCCAAUAGAGUUUGGAGCCGGAGCCGUGAGGCGCUCGCCAAAAAUUUUUGGAGCACUCGCAAAGGCGAGGCUCCUGCCUCCGCUUUUGGAGCCGGAGCGCUCCAGAAGUGGAGGGCUCUAG